GUAUUAGCAGUGAUUGGGGCAAGGUGAUGAUCCAAUUCCAUGGAGGAGUGGGAAACAAGGAGGAACGUUGCAGCAGAAGAAGGCGAUCAAACAAGCAGGAACAGUGGCCAAACUGGGCCCGGGCCGGUUAAGGAACAUAGAAUUGAUAUGGAUGGACUCAGGCCUGGGCUGGAAAAUUGGCUAUUGUCUGUGGAAGAUGCAGAAGAAAGGACCCAUCAGUCUCAGACUCAACGGGGAAAGAUAGCAAAGGUUCCUCAGAUGCCGAGACGCAUCCAGGAUUUCGAGAAAUUCUAUGAAGCGAUGGUCAUUUCGUUCGAUCCUUAACAUCAUGGCAAACCCCAUCUUCACGAAGGGGAAAUGCGCAAGCUUCUAUGUGCCAGAAGGUUCCUGGAUGAGAGUCACCAGUUCAUCACCUUUUUUUACAGCAAAAUUGAAAGCAAUAUCGAGUUGGUGAGGAUGUGCUAUGAUGAGGAUCAGACAAACAAGUAUGAUAUGAGGAACUCGCCAGGAUGAUGCUUCUGGAUGGGUGUUUUUUACUACAUCUCAUCCACUGUGUGAGCAGAAAUGGGAGGAAGUAGCGUGGUUUGAAUGUUAAAAUUCAUUUGAUUAGUUUUGUGCACCAGGACUUGUUCUUGCUUGAGAACCAACUUCCCUUUGGAGUCCUCAAGUUGUUCGAGGGAGCAAAAUUCCAGGCUGAUUGGGAAUCAAAAAUGGAAGAGAUGAUAAAAAGUUUCAUCACUUCUAACACCGUUAUGCCACAAGCAAUGACGUUAGAAAUAGAACUGGCGGAGGAGCCGCCCUCUCGUCUACUCGACCUUUUGUGAAGUGGGCUUCUCGGCUCUGAGCCUGCAACUUAUCAAAAAAGACAGUCUCGAGGAAGAUGGGGGAUCGGUCGGAGGAAAAAAGGAAAACAACUAGGCAACUGGAUAUUGUAUCGGAACAUGACGGAGCUUGCAGCUGCCGGGAUCCAUCUUAAACACAGUAGGACGGGUUUCAUGAAAGACAUUUCUUUCGAGUCCUACUUCUUUGGAUACCUGAAACUUGCCCCAAUAAUCAUUGACACCUCCACGAAGCCCAAGUUGUUGAACUUGAUAGCUUAUGAAAUGUGUCCAAAUGCCCCAGAUGAUUUGAGUCACUUCUUAUAUAUAUGCUUCCUUGACUCCCUCGUUAAGCAUGGUGUGCAUGUGAUGCUGCUGCAAUCAAAUUACACUCUCUACAACUUUCUCGGCAGUGACGAAAAGGUGGCAGACCUCUUCAACGACAUUGCCAAGGAUCUGGUGCCAAACCCUCGUGUUUAUGCUGAUGUCAACACCGGAGUUCAGAAGCAUUACAAUAACAGGUAUCCAAAGAAGAAGUAGGACUCGAAAGAUAUGUCGCUCAAGUAAGUCGUCCUACUCGGUUUAAGAUAGAUCCCGGCAGCUGCAAG
Vitis vinifera (wine grape) is the source of this 1426-nucleotide messenger RNA. RefSeq lists its product as uncharacterized. The coding region runs from base 942 to 1358 and encodes 138 amino acids. The transcript has 2 exons. NCBI's taxonomy places the organism in Eukaryota, Viridiplantae, Streptophyta, Magnoliopsida, Vitales, Vitaceae. The record is from RefSeq and is a predicted model, not a curated record.